CUGCACAGCUCGCAGUUUGCCAGAACGCACAGCACAGGCGCGCCAGUCCAGUUCUGACAAGAGCGGGUUGCUGACAGUCACGUCUUUUUGUUUGGAUCUAAAAAUAUUGUUGAAUAAGAAGAACUGACAUUGGUUUUAUUCAGAAACACACUUCUAAAUCGCGUUCCGGAAAUUAAAUUGCGAGAGGAGAUUAGUCGCCUGGUUGCAUCCGCGGAGAGGUUGAGGUUGACAUUUCUGAAGAGUGAAACAUAAGGUGUUUGAAAGGCUGUUUAUCCUUUCCAUCCAUUGCAUCAUUCCUUUCUACGUUUGAUCCUGUGUCAUGUGAGGCCUUCAUCUCCAAAUUUUGUGAGGAUUCAGAUGGGCUGGGCUGGGGCUCCCUGACCUGGCUUACUGACAUGAAUCUUCUGACCCACUGAGUGUGUCCUGAUCGAGGGAAUCUGCUCUGUAAUCCUCCAUGAUGAUGCACAAGCAGCCAGCCAUUACGUCACCCGGAAGUGUUUGCUCUCUCCGGGGACCUCAUAUGCCAGGGUCACCAGCGGUUACCAUUGUGGCUAAGAUGGACGAUCAGGUCAUCGGGUAUAAGGACCUGGCCGCCAUUCCUAAAGACAAGGCUAUACUGGACAUCGAGCGGCCGGACCUUAUGAUGUACGAGCCUCACUUCAGCUACACGCCUUCGGAGCUCUCGGAGUGCAGAGAGAGGUCCAUGUCACCUCGCUCCAUCUCCCCACCACCAUCUCCUGAGACUCUGCCCAAAGACCCCAGGGACUGGCUGGAGCAGAGUACCUCUGGAGGCUCAUCCCCGGCCUCCACCACGCAGACCAGCAAGACCAGCAGGAGCUCCACCUCCUCCACCACCAAGACCCCCCAACAGCAGCACUUUCACAGGCCAGGUGACAGUCAAUCGCAUGCAGAGAACGGCACCAAUAUAUACAAGAAGCCACCCAUUUACAAGCAAGACAUAUCAGCUCAUGUCCCACAAAGCAAGCACAUUGAGGAUCUGAUCAUUGAGUCCUCCAAGUUCCCAGCAGCUCAGCCCCCAGAUCCCAACCUGCCCUCGAAGAUAGAGACAGACUACUGGCCCUGCCCGCCCUCGCUGGCUGUUAUGGAGACGGAGUGGCAGAAGAAGAAGUCACAGCGGAAGGCCGAAGAGGGGAACGAGGAGGACGAGGAGUAUGACGACGGGGAUCUAUCCGACGACUUGUGGAGUGUGAGGCUGAUGCAAAAACAGGAACUCAAUAAGAUCCAGUCAAACUUGGGUAAGUUGAUCCUGAAGGAGGAGAUUGAGGGAGGUGCUCCUGUACGCCGGAAAACCCGCUCUCUGCCUGAUCGAACCCCAGUGCAACUAGGGUCCAAAUCCACCUCUUUCCCAUCACACGACAGAACCAGUGGCCUGGCACGGCUGCAGUCUGCCGAGUUCUCCUCUUCCCCCAAUGCUGAUAAAAAUGGACAAGCUUUUCAGAAUGGAGUCGCCUCCCGGGGGAGAAUGGACAGAGGGAACUCACUGCCCAGUAUGCUGGAACAGAAGAUUUAUCCCUAUGAAAUGCUCAUGGUGACCCAGAAGGGUAGAAACAAGCUUCCACCCGGAGUGGACCGCACAAGACUGGAGAGACACCUGGCACCAGAGGAAUUCCUGAGACUCUUUGGAAUGUCCAUCGAGGAAUUUGAUCGGCUGUCCAUGUGGAAGCGGAACGAGCUCAAGAAGCGAGCGUGCCUCUUCUAGCACAGGGGUGGGGGAGGGACGGAAAACAUUCCCACCUUUUUUUUUUCCUCUCCUGAAAAAUCAAGAGGAGCCAGAGCACUUCCUGUUUGGAAAAACCCAACAGAACCGAACUCACCCAAUCAGACACUGAAUGCCACGAGGAGCUGACCAAUCAUCACUCAGUCCAACUGGCACUUGUCAAAAAAAAGAGUUCAGAAUCCCUUUACAAUUCUAAAUAACAGACCACAGCUAUCAGAUUCAGUAAUAACAAAACACCAAAUCAGUUUGACCUAUGCCUCAAUAUUCUGUCUCUCCUCUGUCUCUCCUAGUUGUAAUCAACAUGCUAGGAUCCUGUUGAGAUGACAAAGGCUUGAGCAUUGCCAGGGGGAAAGGCAAGCUAGCAACAGGUGUGUGGGAUGAUAGAGAAGCAACGCUAAUAUAUAAUAGUCACUGCUCAGGCUAGGUCUGGGCUGGACAGGCCUGAAACUGGUCUUGAGAACCCACACAGACACUCAGGCCCAGAACUAACCCAAUACAAGCCUCACUGUUCAAGAGCACUGCCACUAGGUUAAGCCACGACAGAAAAACACAAUGGCGACUUGUUUGUGACUUGAUCAUUAGACCAGGCCGCUCUCACCGGGCUGUGGCGAUGCCACUGCAGACAAGUAGAGGUGUUAGAGGGAGUGGUUUCACCUGGGGUUCACCUCUUUGUUAUGUUUGAGUUAUUUAACAUUUAACCACACACUCACACAUGCUUUAAUGAAUGCUCUUUCUCUCCCUCUUUCUCUCUCUCUCUCUCUCACACACACACACACACACACACACACGCCACGCACACACACACACACACACACACACACACACACACACACACACACACACACACAUGCAUAAACACUCAAUUAUUCCCAAAAUCUUUUGUAUAUUUUCACUGAUGCAAACACAUCCCUUUUUGAGCACAUAGUAACUGGUGCUGUAUUGAACUGGAGCGCUACUCUACACGGGAGUCACUUGGCACAGUUACUUACUUGUAUGGUGGGCUACUCUUGAGACACAUACAGAAAACAAUCUAAAGCAGCAUCUCUCUGAUUAACUUAUUCCUACUGGCAGUAUAUCACCAUCCUCCUUCCUCCCUGUUUUUUCUCUUCCUUUUAUCCCAUUUUGCUGCUAAUGCGUCGACAAGCACCUUGUACCAUGUGGUAACAUCCUGCCCCUUGCUAUUGUUUAGAACUGCAGUAUUCCUGUUAUGUAGGAUAAUGAUAGUUUAGGAUACAAAGGGAUUUUUUUUCUCACAAAUUUACAGAUUUAUCUCCUACUCCCUUUAGAUAUCUUCUCCCUGAUGGUUUGAUCUUGCAGCCCUGAUCACUGCCCUCUCUGUAUAUAACAUAGUUUAUAAAAAUCCUCCUCCAGUGGAAUGCAGAUUGAUAUUUUUUCCUCUUCGUUUUCUUGUCCUUCGAGUAUUUUAUCUACUUUAAUUCAGUUUCUUUUGAAAUAUUACAGCUUGUGUUUCUCUGCCGUGACUAAAUGAUGUACAGCUAUUGUUUUUACUUUCCAGAGAGACUCAAUCUUAUCUACCUAGGCUGUGGCAUGAAUUUCAAAGAAAUAGUGAACAGAAAUAAGUUAAUAAUAAUGAAAAAACUCAAAAAGAACAUAUCUAGGUAUGAAUGUAGAUUAAUAUUCGUUUUCCAUGUAUACUGAAAGUAUCACUGCAAAAAACGAGAGGGCUAACUUUGCCUUAUGUAAAGAACGAAGUCCCACAGACACGGACUGUAACCUACGGGCUUAGGUGAAUUAGUUCCACCCUAUGACACCUGAGCCAAUCCGGAACUUGACCUGUUAGACCCAGCAGCCAGCAGUGAAAUAUGGAACCCGAGAUUAGUUCUGAUUCAUGGCUUGGGCUUCGGUCAAGUUUAGACUCCGAUGUUUACCUGCAUUUGGCUGAAACUGCCUCUUGUAAGUAAACUGGUGACAUGCAAGCCUGCCCCUCUGGCUUGGGACCAUAGCAAUCCGGUCUGAAUGGGUGUGAAUGGAAAUGAGAAAUGACCCUGAAGCCACAUUCAUAUGCGCAGGAGCUUCGAAGAUGGGAGCCAAGCAGUAGGGCAGACUUGCAUGUUCCUCCUUUGUCUAAGGCCCAUGAGAAUGAAUUUCAGGAGCUUCACCCUUCACAGGCUUCCAUCAAACCCUCACUGUCACAAGUCUUCUUGCCAUGUUUAAAUGCUCACUCACAAUUACAUAACCACAGGUCGAUCACCAUAUUGUCCUCUGUGCCUGCCGCGUCAUUCCUCGCCGAGAUGGCUUGGAUCUUCUUAGCCAUUUAGAGCUAUAUGGCUACUGUAGCGGGGGACUGCCACUAGGCCAAAAGAUACCACGACUGCCCAGGGUCAGAUGUGAUCGGAUGGUGAGCCCCACCCCAUUGAUUCAGCUCCUGUCUGGUGUAGAGGAGCUGUGUUUGUGCAUCAUGCUAUUUCACACUGUGUCACCUCGUUACUCCAUGUGCUUUUAUGGGCACCCAACUUGUGCCAGGAGACAUAUCUGCUGCAUUCAUAGACAUAAAUACAACUGUACUGUCGCACAGGAUCAUUUUAAGUUGUUCUUUUUUAUGUGAAGGUGUGUUGGUAAGAAUCGAAAUAAAGGAUGUUGAAUACAACUGA
Messenger RNA from Alosa alosa (allis shad), 4350 nucleotides. Its product is annotated as dematin-like. The record is from RefSeq and is a predicted model, not a curated record. The transcript has 18 exons. Gene Ontology annotation, biological process: actin filament bundle assembly; lamellipodium assembly; cytoskeleton organization. Gene Ontology annotation, cellular component: plasma membrane; actin cytoskeleton. NCBI's taxonomy places the organism in Eukaryota, Metazoa, Chordata, Actinopteri, Clupeiformes, Clupeidae. Gene Ontology annotation, molecular function: actin filament binding. The coding region runs from base 455 to 1720 and encodes 421 amino acids.